Gasterosteus aculeatus aculeatus (three-spined stickleback) is the source of this 1853-nucleotide messenger RNA. RefSeq names its product liver-expressed antimicrobial peptide 2 (gene leap2). Lineage: Eukaryota; Metazoa; Chordata; Actinopteri; Perciformes; Gasterosteidae. The record is from RefSeq and is a predicted model, not a curated record. Gene Ontology annotation, biological process: defense response to bacterium; antimicrobial humoral immune response mediated by antimicrobial peptide.
GCACUGACACACACGUGCAGGGACCUCUUUGCCUCUUUGGACCCUUUUUUUUUCGCCCGACGUUGCCCUCCGGUGAAGAUCACGUGUGAACGUUCAAACGUUCCUCACAUCAUCUGCACAUGUGUGAACGGAAGAGGGAACGUGCAUAGCUUGGGAAUGUGACAGACGUGGCCUCAUUUUGGGGAAUUUGUUGUUUUUUUUUGGUUGUUUUCUGUUCAAUGUCACACACGGGCCAGACAAGAUAACGGGUGAGAUAGAGAGAGCGAGGGAAAGCGCUUGGACUGUGACUCUUCCUCCCGCCCUCUUUGCUUCCUCUCCUCCUGUGGGACCCGAGGCCAGUCGGUAUAAAGGAGAGCCCGGCCUCCCCCCUCCGCCGGUGUCACAGCUCAGCCUCCCUCUCAAAGGAACUUUCCACCAACCCGGAGCCUCGCAGGAGCGUUCCACCCGACUCGACAGCGUACACCGCGGCCCGUGCAGAGCCGUGAGAGGAUGCAGGGGAAAGGCUUCUUCGUCCCCAGCGGGACGGCCGCAGUGCUGUGCGUCGUGCUGCUGCUGAUGGCUCAGCAGGCCCUUGCAGGUGCGUUGGCGCCUCGGCCCCGGCCCGGCGUGGCCCCGGGGGCGGAAUGGAACGUGCCCGUGCCGAGGAGGGUGGCCCGGAUGACCCCGCUGUGGAGGAUCAUGAACAGCAAGCCGCUGGGAGCUUACUGCCAGAACAACUACGAGUGCUCCACGGGCCUCUGCAGGGCGGGACACUGCUCCACCAUCCAGCGCUCCAUCACCGGGCCGGUCAACUACUGACGUAGCGCCGUGUUUACAAGAGCGCCGCCAUCCUCACGACAAGGUUCUCAGACGAGGGAUUUCCUACUCGCUUUUUAAAAAUAUUUAUAUGUGCCAACACGUUGCUGAUAUAUCACUUUAUAUGACUUUAAGCUGCAGGUAGUUACAGUCUACGAAGACUUGUUUGGACCAAAUAUCCCCUGAACUCAAAGCUCAGACUUUUAAAUGAAAUAAGUACUGUUUUUUUUUUUUUACAUCAGAGGCUUUUCCCUCUCGGUUCCGUCCACAGAUGAUUACAAUGUCUGCUGUUUCAAGGGAUCGAUAACAAGGUUUCAUAUCUGACUUUGAUGUCACGACGCCUUAGAACCCAUGUGUCACAGAUUAGGAUGGACGUCAAGGGGAAGACUUUUUCUGCCUUGAAGUCCCGGUUGGAUCACGUGUGUGCGAUAAAUUAAACUCCCACUGUGUGGAAUCCCUCAGCAGUGAUAAGACCCUUUCUCCUGUCUUUUUAUUUUAUUAAUUCAAGCAUUCCUUACAAACUGUAUGUUCAACCCUCUCAAAGUUAUUCUUGGUAACAUUAUUUAGAAUACAUGUUAUGAAUAUGAGCUGAUUUGGUAUAAUGUGGUGAUUCUCAUAUUUUAUUUAUUCUAUCCUUUAAAAAUGUACCCAUUUACAUCACUUCAUGUAGCGUUGUUAAAAAUCUUAUUUUGUUUGUGACAUUUCCGUGGUUUGUUUUAGAAUAAUCAAUCACCUCUUAAAUAUCUACUCGCUCGGUCAACGUUAAAUCAGUGAGCAACAACCAGUUUAACGGAUAUCUGCACAGCUUUGUUUGAAGGAAAAGAAUUAGGACGUCCAUCUCCUGAAAUCGAUAAGCCACCGCGGAUCUUCGCCUGCACAGCUUACUUCACGCGCGGCGCAAAUGGUCGCUGAGAAAUGUUGAGAAAUGUUUGAGCAGGAUUGCACUUUUGAAACCCAAAUUAUCUUUGUACUGUGUGCUGCCAACUGUAUGUACUGUAUUCCCUAUGUGUGCAGGGCUGGAGGAAAAGUGGAAUAAAAGCACGGGAGAAAAAUGUGAA